AUGGAACCAGUCUCAAUAAUUGGCAUUACAGCUUCAGCCUUUACACUUGUCGGUCGCCUCAGAAAGACUCUAAAUUUUAUUUUGCAGCUGUCUACGAAACUCAAAUAUGCUAAUGCUAAGAUCACUCUACUCAUUGGCUAUCUGGCAAGUAUAAAUGCCGCCAUCUUUGAAAUAGCCAAGAUCAUCGAAACGCUUUCCGAAUGUACCAAGUAUGAGAAGCUGGUAGAUUCUCUACAUACCACGCUCAAGUGCACGAAACUCUCUCUCUCAUUCCUUGAAUCGAAGAUUGAACGAUUGAGAUCAGAUUCUCAAGAUGAUACAAGCAUGAUCAAUAAAAUCACUAUGAUUUUGAAGGAUGCGGAGUUCAACAACCGUUCUUUGCUAGAACAACAAGGCACCCUAAACAGCGCAGAAGCUCAGAGUAUCAUAGAGGCCAUGGAAGAUGAGACAUCCUCCAUUUUCUGUAUCGCAGAUAGCGGAUCAAUUACGAGUCAACGGAGCAAAGGCUCAGAGUUUUCUGCAGCUUUGGACAUAUCCUUUCAGUUUGAUGCCGAAAUACUGAGCUCGAGAAUCUACGCUGUCACAUAUCGGUCGCACCUGAGACAGGUUAUUGCUUCUAAAAAGCAUGAAGAUACCACCCUUAUAAUAGUAGCUCAAGAGUCUCCGAGAGUCAGGGGGGGUCACACUAACAUAGACCUCCUUUCUCUAGACCGACAGGCGGAUAUCAAAAUAAAGAAGCUUACCUUAGGUACGCCGAGAGAGCAUCAGCAGGAAUACCCUAAGCAACUACCUCUAGUUCCUACAAUCAAAAAGAUUACCUCCGGCAAGAUCAACAGUAACUUAAUUUUGAAUAGAACAGCUAGGAACCCCCAAUCGCAAGAAGAACCCAAAAAGCCAUAUCCGAAACAGAGUAGCCCCACCCCAUUAUAA
Endocarpon pusillum Z07020 is the source of this 930-nucleotide messenger RNA. RefSeq lists its product as uncharacterized. Lineage: Eukaryota; Fungi; Ascomycota; Eurotiomycetes; Verrucariales; Verrucariaceae. The transcript has 2 exons. The record is from RefSeq and is a predicted model, not a curated record. Bases 1 to 930 code for a protein of 309 amino acids.